This is a messenger RNA of Paramisgurnus dabryanus, 5456 nucleotides long. Its product is annotated as caspase-8-like. Gene Ontology annotation, molecular function: cysteine-type endopeptidase activity; protein binding. Lineage: Eukaryota; Metazoa; Chordata; Actinopteri; Cypriniformes; Cobitidae. The record is from RefSeq and is a predicted model, not a curated record. Gene Ontology annotation, biological process: regulation of apoptotic process; proteolysis.
GCUUAACUUAAAGGUUAUUUUCUACACUUAUCUGAAACUUUCAGAAGUAGGAUUCUUUGCACCUGUGAAAAAAUGUUGUGCAUGCAGCUUUAUUAAAGUUUAUUGUUUAUUCAGUAUUCCCUGAAUAAACAACACCAUUAAUGUGAUCAAAGCAGUUGCAGAUGUUUUACAAAAUUCCAAUAAAAAAAAAAAAUGAAAUGUUUCCGAGGUUUGGGAAAAAAAUCUCACGAUUUACAUCCACAACAUGAUGCAUGAUGGAAUACGUUUAGCCUUGAAUACCGCUCCAAAGCAGUAUUCGAGAAAGGCCCUGUCCCAAAUGGGGCACUUCAUUUGGACUUUCGGUCUCGUGGCCUUAAAUUGUGCGUGCUCGCUUAGUCUACAAGUCCGUAGGGUGUCCCAUCUGUCAUUUUUACGCUUCGAAGUGCGCUCAUCAGCGUCCCCCUUGCACCCUUGAUGCUGUCUUUUGUGAAGCCCGCACUGCAGAAGGCUUCGCACACUUCACCAACCCAGAAGUCCUUGCGAAAGAGCAAUCAGACUAAUCAGAUGACGAAAGGUAAGAGUUCACACUGAUGGACAACUUCUCUUCCUAUUUCUGGGGUGACGCUCAAAAUACGAUUCCCUCGUGGACUCGUGCCAAGGCUCCCUAAGGUCUGCACUACAUGAUGUCAUCAAAGUGUGCACUCUGAGGAAGUCCAUAAGUCCGGGGUGUGCCAUUUGGGACAGGGCCUAAGUGUGGGUUUAGUGUGGUUUAAGGCUAUGGUUUAAGGGCACUGCACUUUGGCAAUUUUAAGACAUGGGACAGUCUUGCACACUUACUUCCUGUCACGUGCACGCGCUCUCAAGUGACCAAAACCAUAAGUGUGGGUAUUUGGAUGCAGCGGAUGUUGUGUUUGUCCCGCCUCUCCUCCAGUGUGAUUUGACAAAUUCACAUAUUAACAAUUGUUUUACAAUGUUUGUAAGGACCUAAAUUAAUAUGCAUAUUUGUCUUUUUAGCCAAUGGGGGGGGGGGCUGAACUCUGAUCCCAAACUCCUGUGAGAAGAACCCUAUGGCAUGGUGGGAAAUUUACCAUUUGAAGUUUACCUUCAAAAGAUGUAGUGAUGCUUUCCUUUCCCAGAAAGCAUGUGAAACUUGAAAAUCUCUAUAUUCUUCUCUUUUCUUUAGUGAUGAUUUGAAACGAUGCAAACAGAAACAGAAGAAUACAGGGAAAGAAUUCGUCAAAAUAAGCUUUUUCUUAUUGCCACCUUACAAGAAGAUGUCAACUUCGUCUUGCAGUUUGUGCAGGAAAAUAAACUCAUCACUGACCGCGAGUACAAUCACUUAAAAGAUGUUCGGAGGAAUGAAGGUGGAGAGAGCACAGUCAUAACCUUACUUGACAAACUCAGGGGCAAGGGGGAGGAAACCUGCAAAAAAUUCACAGAGGUUUUGGGACAGAUUGAUAUAUUAGAGACUUUUCCAACGUUGAAGAAUCAUCCAGUUCUUGGUACAGACAACCUGUUUAAAGAUACCUCAAAGCUCAGCAUUGACCUUCAACAGAAGCUUUGCAAGAUCUGUAAGGAGUUGACCCGCGUUAAUGUGGCUGAGCUAAAGUUUCUGUGUACAGACCUGGAUUGCAAAAAGCAAUUGGAGACUGUGAGUAAUGCAAAAGGCCUCUUCUUUAAAUUGGAUGAGCAGGAACUGCUCGAUGAUGAGCUCCUCCUACCUGAGCUGCUGUACAGAAUCGGGCGCCUUGACAUGCUUGUCAUCCUUGGCAUAUCCAAAGAGCAGGUGGAGGGGCGUCUUCAGGGAUGUAGAGACCUGACCAAAGGUGUCUCAACUUACAGAUGUAUGCUGUAUGGAUUAUCCGUAAGCAUUAAAGAAGAAAACCUUCAUCAAAUGAGGUUUCAAUGGUCAAAACGUUCAAAAACACAGCUGGGACCAUUCGCUUCAUUUCUAGACAUUUUGAUUGACAUGGAAAAGCAGCAGAGGCUUAAAGAAGACAACCUGGAUGAACUGCUCGAUAUUCUGAAUAUAUGCGACAAAGAGCUGGCCUGGAAAAUAGAGGAGUUCAAGAAUAGGCACAGAGACCAGCAACAAGGGCAAGUGACAGAACAAGAACUCGCACUUCCUGAGGAGGAAUAUUAUACCAUGACCCAGCGGCCUGUAGGAUACUGUCUGAUCAUAAACAACUGCAACUUUCGUUCAACAAGUAUGUUAACCAACCGAACAGGCACAGAUAAAGACAGAGAUGAUCUCACCAGAGUGUUUCGCAAAAUGCAUUUUCUGGUUGAUGUCAGGAAUGACCUCCAAGCCGCAGAUAUGCUGAAUGUGAUGAAGGAGUUUGCACAGAAGGAUCAUUCUAGAAUGGAUGCUUUUGUCUGCUGCAUCCUCUCUCAUGGAGCACACAGCGCUGUGCUGGGCACAGACGGCAAAGAGAUUUUAAUCUGGGAUCUCACGUUGCCUCCCGCUGAAAGCCGCACACUUGUAAACAAACCCAAGCUUUUCUUCAUUCAGGGCUGUCGAGGUAGUAGGUUGCAUGAAGGACUGAGGAUAGAGACUGGCCAGGAGAAUAUCACAGCAGAUGGAGGAUAUGAAAAGGAUGCUCAAAUGGUUGUGCAGCACAGCAUCCCUCUGGAAGCUGAUUUUUUAAUUGGAAUGUCCACCGUAGAGCAUUAUGUGUCCUUCCGAAACACCACAAACGGGUCCUUCUAUAUCCAGGAGCUCUGUAGACAGCUGGAGAAUCUCUGUCCCAGAAAAGUGGAUAUCUUGUCCAUUCUGAUAUCGGUGAACCGUGAAGUGAGCAAAAAAAGUAUGAGGGGCUAUAAGCAGAUUCCUGAACCUCGGUAUACCUUAACCAAGAAAUUGGUUCUUCCUUGGAAUGAUACUCCUGAUUGCCCGCUAUAGGAAACUAUAAACAUUGCUUCAGGGAUGGUCAGAGUUCAAGGUUCAAGAAGCUUUAUUGUGCAAUGCAAUACACAAUGAAAUUAAACAACGUUUCUCCAGGACUAUGGAGCUACACAGAAUAACAGAGAGUUACAUAGACAAUGCAGAGCUACACAAGCAAAAAAACAACAACAACACAGAGCUACGUACUGCAAUAAGUGCAACAAUACAGAUAGUGCAAACAACAGAAUACCUCACAGGACAAAUACAUAGAAUAAAGCGCCGGCUAUAGUGCCACGUGACAUUGUAUCAAAUAAUGGAAGCAGUAGAAAGAGAUUAUUUAAUGACAAUUUGUUGCUUUGUUAGUGUUACUUAUAAAUUUCUUUCUUGUAUUCUCUUUUUCGGAUCCUGUUGUAGUUGUAUUCCUGUUGCCCCCCUAAAUUGCUCCCCCUACAACAAGUGUCUUGUUUUUACGUUUACACAGAACCCUUAUGCUUUUUCCAUAGAGACAAAGCGCAACAUGUCAUAACCUGAAAAAUCACGCCCACCGGGGGGAAAACAUUCCAUCCGUCUCCAUUGACUUUGUAUUGCGAGAGGCCGCCUCCUUGUCAUUUCUGGCUUAUAGCAAAAGCAGAAUAAUGCCCAAAAGCUGCUGCUAACAAGCCAAAAAAAAAACUAAAUACUUUUUUAUUAGCCGUCGACCCCAAAAAGCGAGCGUUUAAAGACACAAAAGUUGACACAGGCAACUUUUCAUAGUACUACUACUAUUGUUAGAACUAUGCCCACUGGAGGGACACGUAGUCGGCGAUCCACUUUUGUGUCUUUAAACGCUCGUUUUUGGGGUCCACAGCUUAUGAAAUUUUUUUUUUUUUUAGCUUGUUAGCUGUACACUUUGUCACACAGCAGCUUUAAGGCAUUAUUCUGUUUUUUGUUAUAAGCCAGAAAUGACAAGGAGGCAGCCUUGGAGGCAGAAUGGAGACGGAUGGAUUGUUUUCAUAUUAGCAUAACUGCGCUCUGUCUCUUUUCUUCAUAUGAUCUUGUUUUUAUUGAUUUCUGUUUCUGUUAUCAGAUCCUUAAUACAACCAUUUAGACACACACAGUUUGGGAUCAUUUAUCUCAAAAAGAAAUUUCACCAUCGUUAAAGUCAGUAAAAAGAUUUGUGUGUGUGUGUGUGUGUGUGUGUGUACCUGGUAAUUAUCACGUUGUGGGGACCAAUUGUCCCCACAAAGAUAGGAAUACCAGGUUUUUUGUGACCAUGUGGGGACAUUUUGAUGUCCCCAUGAGGAAACAAGCUUAUAAAUCAAACAAGAUGAUGUUUAUUGGUACAAGAAAGGUUUCUGUGAUGGUUGGGGUUAGGGAAUGGGGUAGGUAAGGGGAAUAGAAUAUACAGUUUGUAUGGUAUAAAACGCAUUACGUCUAUGGAAUGUCCCCACAAAACAUGGAAACCAGAAUGCGUGUGUGUGUGUGUGUGUGUGUGUGUGUGUGUGUGUGUGUGUGUGUGUGUGUGUGUGUGUGUGUGUGUGUGUGUGUGUGUGUGUGUGUGUGCAUGCAUGUGGAUAUCAAACACAUGCAAGUGGAUGUUGUACAGACCGCUUUGUUUGAUAAUACAUACACAUAAAUGAAUAGGUGAGCCUAUACAACACCCUCAAUGAAACCAACAUUUACACAAAUGCAGACACACACACAACUAUGCAUAGACAAACACACAUACGUUACAUAAACAAAAAAUUGAAUAAGGUGAUAACUGAGCAAUUUAAAAAAUUGUCAAUCAGCCAUUGUGCAGAACACACACACAAUUCAAGGAGAGAUCGUGAAGUCCCACCAAUGCAAGAUUUGAUGAUGCUUCCAGAUAAAAACAUUGCUAAAGUAAAGUUUUAAAGUCAUUCUGUAACAGCACAAUGGCAAAUAGGUUUAAUGUAUCAGAGACCCUGAAUCUCAUACUUGAUGUUUGAUGCUGAGAAUAUAAGUGAUUACAUUAUCCUACUUUGUAUUUUCUUUAUAACAUGGUCAGAUUUGUUUGUAAGCAUAUGGCAUCUUUGCACAGCCGUACCAACUAUUUUUAACUAUUCAACAUUGAUAUUUCAUGUAUUUGCUAUUUUAAAAUCACCAGAUGUCAAAAAACAAAAGUGUCAUUUAUUUUAAAAGUUUUUACUUUGCUGUAAUUAUUGGAAUAAAGUUUUUAUUCCCAAAAAUCAUGUUUUCGUCUGGAAAGAGGUUUGUUUAGUGAUAUUUAUGUUCUGUGCCAUUGAGGGAGCAGUCAGAUGGCGCCAUGUCUUCCACUGGUCCGUCACUAAAAUCCGUCACUAAACUCUGCUUUAUUUAAUCCUUGUUGGUGCAACCCACCCUAAGUUUGUUACAACAUUGCUUUGUAGAUUGCAUCCAGUAGUAUAGCUAUUGAAAUUACAUGUAGGCUAAUUGCAAUUUUGAUGUCACAAAAAACUAAAGUGGGACACAUUUUGGGGGAAUGAAGAUUUUCAUUGUCACUAAAUAUUAAUAAUUACUUAUUUUGUAUUUACAUUGAUAUUUCAAGUAAUUGCUAUUUUAAUUCCACCAGAUGUCACAAAAAGUGUAUUUAUUUUAAAUGUGUUAAAAUAGA